AUGAAUAGAGGUGUUUUGCAGAGCUCACCGGUGCAACAGAUGGUGGCCGCCGGCAGCCCCAACUGGCCGUGGACGAUGAAUAAUACUACGAGGCCUCCAACUCUUCAACCACACGGUUUUAUUAAUCCGCCUGUGAAUUAUAUACCUCAGUACACUGCUCCAUCUGCUUCUUCAUGGAAUGAUAUCCAGGAGCUUCCAGAGUCAUGGAGUCAAUUACUCCUAGGGGGAUUGGUUGGUGAAGAAGAGAAGUCUAGUUUUAGCCAUUUGCAGGCGAGGAAGGUCGAAUAUAUAGAACAACUUCUGAAUCACCAGGCUUCCAAUGGCUCUGCAAUUGUUGAUGUGAAGCAAGAAUUAAGCUCAAAAAGUGAUUAUUUUCAUGGGCAUGAAAAUUUGGAGUUUCAAGCUUCAAAACCUACUUCUGGUUGGUCUCAAAUGAUGCCAGCAGCUUCAUCUCCCAAGUCAUGUGUCACCGCUUUGAGCAAUAACAUGUUAGAUUUUUCUAACCAGCCAGAUCUGAAGCCUACACAACCUGAUCGUUCUUCUGAUUGCAACAGCACUGCUACAGGUGGGGUAGCCAAGAAGGCCAGGAUUCAACCUUCUUCAUCCCAGCCCCCAUUCAAGGUGAGAAAAGAGAAAUUGGGAGACCGAAUAACAGCUCUUCACCAGUUAGUUUCGCCAUUUGGCAAGACUGACACAGCCUCUGUGUUGUUAGAAGCAAUUGGAUAUAUAAGAUUCCUUCAGAACCAAGUUGAGGCCCUAAGCUUGCCGUACUUGGGCAGUAAAUCAGGAAACCUAAGGCAGCAGUACCCUUUUCAAGGAGAGAAGAAUUGUUUAUUUCCUGAGGAUCCUGGGCAGCUGUUGAAUGACAACUGCAUAAAGAUGAAAGGAACAUCUGAGCAGGAUCGUCAUGAAGAGCCAAAGAAGGACUUGAGGAGUAGAGGAUUGUGCCUAGUUCCCAUGUCCUGCAUUCUUCAUGCUGGAAGUGACUUUAAUGGAGCAGAUUAUUGGGCUCCUUCUGCUCUUGGAGGAAAUUUUCGAUAA
Molecule: messenger RNA, 1041 nt
Organism: Fraxinus pennsylvanica
Lineage: Eukaryota; Viridiplantae; Streptophyta; Magnoliopsida; Lamiales; Oleaceae
Source: the annotation of a GenBank genome assembly